ACCUCAACUCCAUGAUGGCUUGAAUGGCUUUCUGAUUCGCUCAUCUCCUCUCCUUAUCCGCAACACCAGCAUAUAGCAUGCCCACUCAACACUCCUCCAACAUCGGCCCAUCGGGUCCCCUCUGCCCACGUCUUCGGCACAUCCUCACGGGCACCUUUAAUUCCAACUUCCUCCACCUGCUCCGCUUCGACUCGCUCACAAAGUCACUUACUCUCCUCCUGUCUGUGCCUGCACUGGGACCGCAUCAGUAUCUUGCGGCUCUUCCAGGGGACGCGGGAAAGGGAGAGCGUAUCGUGUAUGCCACCACUUGGGCUGAGCAGUCCAGCAUAAGCGCUUGGAGGGUGACCGGCCUGCUUGGGAACGGAGGGAUGGCGAGUGGGGAGCCAAAGGUGGAGCUUAUCAACUCACGACCGAUCAUAAGUGCAGGUAGCUACUUGAGCGUGCGUGAGCAACAAGCAGCGUCCUCGACUUCCCGUGCUUUUCUGUAUCAAGCAGGCGGUCCCACGGGUGAGGUCUUCGCCCUCGACACUCCUAGCGGGGCGAUCGGGGAUCGAGUGCAGGACCUCAUCUUUGUCAAAGACAUGCCAGAUGAGGGGCCACAAGAAGGGCAAAGAGGCUCAGUAGCAGCAGAAAGAAUACGCCGGGACUCUUCUGUAGACAAGACGCGCAAAGGCCUCAGGUAUGGCGCUCAUAGUGUCGAGUUCGACGACGUUCACAGCCUGGCGUACGUUGCGCACCUCGGCCGCAAUUCCAUCCUUGUCUACUCAGUGGAUCCCCGGUCAGGCCAGCUCACUCUACAGAGUGAAGCUCACUCUCCAGAAGCAGGCGACGGACCUCGACAUGCAGUCGCGUCGAGGGAUGGGAAAUGGGUCUUCGCUGUCACAGAGCAUACAUCUUACGUCGACGCCUAUCGCCUCUCUCCCGCUACCACAACCUCUACACCUACCCUUCGACACGCGCAGCGCCUCACCAUCCUUCCUCCCACGGCGGAAGCACAUUCUUAUCGAGGAGAUACGAUUCGUCUCUCACCCUCUGGGCGAUACCUGGUGGCUACCACUCGUGGCGGCAAGCCAGAAGUCAAGGGGUGGGUCAGAGCGUGGAAGCUUCGCCAGAGCAGCGACGACGGUGAUGGAGAAGUGGCGAAGGGGCAGGGGCCCCCUCUCGACGAUAGCUGGUCGUGGGCAUGUCAGACACCUACGAGUGGGGGAAAGGCUAAUGCUUGGGAGUGGGCGGCGAAGCAGCCUCAACCCCAAAAGCUCAACGCUGCUGCGCGGGAAGACGGGCAGGAGAAGGACAAAAACGACGACGACGACGAUCUUGCAGUUCUGACAGACGAUGAGCGGGGGUAUGUGAGCGUGAUGCGCUUUUCACCUAGCAGAGAGCGGAGUGCAGGGAUCAGGGAAGUGGCAAGGGCGCAACUUCCCGGGGGCAAGGUCGACGAUGAGGACCGGGGUGGUAGCUGCGACCUGGUAGAGCCGUCCGCUCAGAUCCCACUGUCAGCGCACAACGGCGUCACGAGCGAGUACGAAGGGGCGAGCCACGCAAUUUGGCUGGACUAGCCGCACAAAGGGAUUGGGGCGUCUAUGUGGUGAUAUCGUAUUGCCCGCCUCGCUUGUCCGUCUGGAGAAGAGACCGCACGUCGCAGCUUCAUGUGCGGCAGUUC
This is a messenger RNA of Jaminaea rosea, 1663 nucleotides long. RefSeq names its product 3-carboxy-cis,cis-mucoante lactonizing enzyme. The record is from RefSeq and is a predicted model, not a curated record. Gene Ontology annotation, molecular function: 6-phosphogluconolactonase activity; protein binding. NCBI's taxonomy places the organism in Eukaryota, Fungi, Basidiomycota, Exobasidiomycetes, Microstromatales. The transcript has 3 exons. Bases 78 to 1559 code for a protein of 493 amino acids.